GGUUGUUUGGCCCGUUUGGCUCACACUCUGCAAAAUGGCGACGUCCCUGGGAUCCAACACCUACAAUAGACAGAACUGGGAAGACGCGGAUUUUCCAAUUCUGUGUCAGACAUGUUUAGGAGAAAACCCUUACAUCCGUAUGACCAAGGAGAAGUAUGGAAAGGAAUGCAAGAUCUGUGCUCGACCCUUCACUGUGUUCCGAUGGUGUCCAGGAACACGAAUGCGUUUCAAGAAGACAGAGGUCUGUCAGACCUGCAGUAAAAUGAAGAAUGUUUGUCAGACAUGUCUGCUGGACCUGGAGUAUGGUUUGCCCAUCCAGGUCAGAGACACUGGGCUGGCAGUUAAAGAUGAGGUUCCUAGGUCAGAUGUGAACAAAGAGUACUACACACAGAACAUGGAGAGAGAGAUAGCCAACUCUGAUGGCACAAGGCCGGUGGGCCAGCUCGGUAAAGCGCCCAGCUCGAGUGAUAUGUUGCUGAAACUGGCUCGGACCACACCAUAUUACAAGAGGAACCGGCCGCACAUCUGCUCCUUCUGGGUGAAGGGAGAGUGUAAGAGAGGGGAGGAGUGUCCAUACAGACAUGAGAAGCCCACAGACCCUGAUGACCCUCUAGCCGACCAGAACAUAAAGGACCGUUACUACGGCAUCAAUGAUCCAGUGGCUGACAAAUUGCUGAAACGGGCCUCAACUAUGCCCCGACUGGACCCACCGGAGGACAAGUCCAUCAGCACCCUCUACAUAGGGGGUUUGGGAGAUACUGUCACAGAUGGAGAUCUCAAGAGUCAUUUUUACCAGUUUGGUGAGAUUCGCACCAUUACCAUAGUCCAGAGGCAGCAGUGUGCCUUCAUCCAGUUUGCCACGCGGCAGGCAGCUGAAAUGGCGGCUGAGAAGUCCUUCAACAAACUCAUCAUUAAUGGGCGGCGGCUCACUGUCAAGUGGGGAAGAUCUCAGGCAGCAAGAGGGAAGGAGGGUAUCAAAGAUGGUGUCAGUGAGAUGGGCACCAGGCUUGAUCCUGUACCUGGACUUCCUGGAGCUCUUCCUCCUCCACCAGCCUUAGAUGAAGAGACUCCUGCAAACUACUUCAACCUGGACCCCAGCACUUCUCCUGCUGUCAUGAACAUUGCUCUGCCUCCACCUCCCGGCAUCAACCCACCUCCUCCAGGUUUUGGGCCUCCGAUGUUUCACCCCAUGGGUCCCAUGGCUCCACCUAUGCCCCCUCCAAUGAGCAUGAGACCUCCUGGUCAAAUCCACUACCCCUCCCAGGAUCCUCAGCGCAUGGGCGCUCAUGCCGCACAUGGCUCCCGUCAUGGAGAUUAGCUGCUAGAGUGAAAUCAUACUGUGAUUAGGUGUCAUUCUUAUUCUUGCGUCAAACCUGGUCAGGUGCUUUCACCUCAGAUGCUGUCAGUGGGUCUGAAACCUGCAGACCACUCCUGUGAAAAACACACUGUACAGAAAACCGUUAUCUCGUACAGGAUAUAACUUGUGAUUUAUUAUGCCACCUGCAGUGCAGCGAAUGAACUGAAUGAGGACCAUCUGUGUCUGGAGAGACGACAACCAGGAUGUUACAGGAUGAAUUUGUCACCACUUGCAGUUUAAAAAGUACCAGAGCAGCAUCUGAACAGUUGAAGUUAACACGGUAAAAGACUGGAGGCAUGAGAGUGCCGGCCAGUGUGAUCGGGGCCAUGUGGUUUUUACAGGCUCCCGUGGUUGGAGCCGUUGUACAUAUAAAAAUGUAUACUGUUGCUUAAACUUGUAUUUGUCACAUUGUGCAAAGUAUCAUGUAGAGUAAAAUUCUGAGGAGCAUUUUUAAACCUGUUCAUUUUCAGUUUAUUGACUUUUUUUAUUUGACACAAUCUCAAUAUUCCACAGCAUAACGACUCAGUUUAUUGUUAGGCUUUCUUUGAAUGUUGUUUUCACUUUGUCAUUAAAAUGACACAAUUUUGUCAUUAAUCAUC
Chelmon rostratus (copperband butterflyfish) is the source of this 1956-nucleotide messenger RNA. It is a transcript of the gene rbm22, whose product is annotated as RNA binding motif protein 22. Lineage: Eukaryota; Metazoa; Chordata; Actinopteri; Chaetodontiformes; Chaetodontidae. Gene Ontology annotation, cellular component: U2-type catalytic step 2 spliceosome; Prp19 complex; U2-type catalytic step 1 spliceosome. The coding region runs from base 35 to 1318 and encodes 427 amino acids. Gene Ontology annotation, molecular function: metal ion binding; pre-mRNA binding; U6 snRNA binding. The transcript is spliced from 11 exons. The record is from RefSeq and is a predicted model, not a curated record.